GCAGCGCUCAGUCUCUCCCCAGACUCCGCCAUGUUGGGGCUCUUGGGCCGCGCUGCCGCUGCCUCGGCCUCGGGCGCCCUUCGGGGCCUCGGCGCUUCGGCGCCGUUGCCUCCUGCCCAGACCUUGCUUCGGGCGGCUCCGGCCGCGCUCCAGUCGAGCCGGGACUAUGCGGCCAUGACGUCCCCUGCCGCCAAGACCGGGGCGGCCAGCGGGCGCAUCGUGGCUGUCAUCGGGGCUGUGGUGGACGUGCAGUUCGAUGAGGGCCUCCCUCCCAUCCUCAACGCCCUGGAAGUGCAGGACAGGGAGACCAGGCUGGUUCUGGAGGUCGCUCAGCAUCUGGGUGAGAGCACAGUCCGGACCAUUGCUAUGGAUGGUACUGAAGGAUUGGUGAGAGGGCAAAAGGUCCUGGAUUCUGGUGCCCCAAUCAAAAUUCCUGUGGGGCCUGAGACGCUAGGAAGAAUCAUGAAUGUGAUUGGAGAGCCUAUCGAUGAAAGGGGGCCAAUCAAGACCAAACAGUUUGCUGCUAUUCAUGCUGAGGCUCCUGAGUUCAUAGAAAUGAGUGUGGAGCAAGAAAUUCUGGUCACUGGCAUCAAAGUUGUGGAUCUUUUGGCCCCCUAUGCUAAGGGUGGCAAAAUUGGUCUGUUUGGUGGUGCUGGUGUUGGUAAGACUGUAUUGAUUAUGGAGCUAAUCAACAAUGUUGCCAAGGCCCAUGGUGGUUAUUCUGUGUUUGCUGGUGUUGGUGAACGGACCCGAGAAGGCAAUGACUUGUACCAUGAAAUGAUCGAGUCUGGUGUCAUUAAUCUGAAGGAUACCACUUCCAAGGUAGCGUUGGUAUAUGGACAGAUGAAUGAACCACCUGGUGCUCGGGCUCGGGUAGCCUUGACUGGCCUCACUGUGGCUGAAUACUUUAGAGACCAAGAGGGUCAAGAUGUACUGCUUUUCAUUGAUAAUAUCUUCCGAUUCACUCAGGCUGGCUCAGAGGUGUCUGCUUUACUAGGUAGAAUCCCCUCUGCUGUGGGUUACCAGCCCACCUUGGCCACUGAUAUGGGUACCAUGCAGGAAAGAAUUACCACAACCAAGAAGGGUUCUAUCACCUCUGUGCAGGCCAUCUAUGUGCCCGCUGAUGACUUGACUGACCCUGCUCCUGCCACCACCUUUGCCCACUUGGAUGCUACCACUGUGCUGUCUCGGGCCAUUGCUGAGCUGGGUAUUUACCCUGCUGUGGAUCCUCUGGACUCCACAUCCCGAAUCAUGGACCCCAACAUUGUUGGCAAUGAGCACUAUGAUGUUGCCCGUGGUGUGCAAAAGAUUCUGCAGGACUAUAAGUCACUCCAGGACAUUAUUGCUAUCCUUGGUAUGGACGAGUUGUCUGAAGAAGACAAGUUGACAGUGUCUCGGGCUCGGAAAAUCCAGCGUUUCUUGUCACAGCCCUUCCAGGUUGCUGAAGUAUUCACAGGACACAUGGGGAAAUUGGUACCCCUGAAAGAAACCAUUAAGGGAUUCCAACAGAUCUUGGCAGGUCAGUAUGACCAUCUCCCAGAGCAGGCCUUCUAUAUGGUAGGACCCAUUGAAGAAGCUGUGACAAAGGCUGAGAAGCUGGCUGAAGAGCACUCUUGAAGAGUCACCUUCAUCUACCACACAUCCUUCAAUUUCAGUUGUUUGAGCAAACUACACAAGAACUUUCAUUGGAAAAGCUGUGUAUUGUCUGAAGAAUAUUUAAACUUUUGAAUAAAAUGUACAUCUCACAGCU
Molecule: messenger RNA, 1750 nt
Organism: Dromiciops gliroides (monito del monte)
Lineage: Eukaryota; Metazoa; Chordata; Mammalia; Microbiotheria; Microbiotheriidae
Gene: ATP5F1B
Product: ATP synthase F1 subunit beta
Exons: 10
Coding region: 31-1617 (528 amino acids)
Biological process (GO): proton motive force-driven mitochondrial ATP synthesis; proton transmembrane transport
Molecular function (GO): ATP binding; ATP hydrolysis activity; proton-transporting ATP synthase activity, rotational mechanism
Source: RefSeq, a predicted model, not a curated record